UUGAGCCUGAUCCGUUGUAAGUGAUGACCCAAUCGACCAAUGGGUGGGGGCGGCGCUCUUGGACGUCUCACGUCUUUACACCAAUGAGCGUGAGGGAGGGUGGGCUCUUCAAUAGAGUCGGCCGCGACAUCCAUUUAUAAACUGUAGCCAGGCGCUUUCAGUCCGGCAGGUCGGGCGGCUGCAGUGACAAAUUUAACCUUUACAUAGUUGAUCUGAAUUGCAUUUAUUUUGAUCUCGUCGUAUUUUGUAUACGUCAAAAAUGUACUUUUAAAAUGGCUAGACGAAGAUUCUGAGGUCAAGGAUGAUUCUUCGUAUGGACAAGACUUAACAUGAUCCCACUCAGCCUAGUGAAAGAGAGAACCCAACGAAUUAAAGAAGCUUCAAACAAGUGUAAGAAUAUGCGAGAAAAGAGAAAUGAUUCUGUAGACUUUGUCAAGGAUUUUCAAGAGUAUCUCACUCAGCAAACACAGCAUGUAAACAUGAUUUCCGGUUCAGUGUGUAAUGAUAAGGAACCAGAAUUACUUCAGCCUGCUGGGACAGAAAAUCAUCAAAACGGAAUCCACCAUGCUUCAGUUGAAGUUUCUCUUGAUGAUGGCUCUGGAUUGAUAGGAGAAGGACCGGAGAGGACAGUUGAUGGAAAAUUAAAGUGUCAGUAUUGUAACUAUGCCAGCAAAGGGAUAGCACGACUGAUGGAGCAUACCAGAAUGCACACAGGUGAGAAGCCCCACAGAUGCCAUCUAUGUCCAUUUGCUUCAGCUUAUGAGCGUCACCUCGAAGCACAUAUGCGCUCACAUAGAGGUGAAAAGCCAUAUAAAUGUGAGCUAUGCUCCUUUCGCUGCAGUGAUCAAAGUAACUUAUCCCACCAUCGUAGGCGCAGGCAUAAACUACUUCCUCUGAAAGGACGCAGGACGUCACUGACCAAUAAGAGAAUGAUGGGAAUUUUGCAGAAAAAGUCCAGCUACUCCCUGAACUAUGGAAGAAGGCCUCUAAAUAAUUUUGGACCUUCCAUGUUGACACAGAAGACAACAGAUUACCUUGAUGAGUAUUCUCAUAACAUCUCAGCUGAAUCUUAUGAGGGUCUGACAAAAGCACAGACUAGUGGAAUCUCAAGGGAUGUACAGGAAAUGAUGGUGGAUAAUCCAUUAAACCAGCUUUCUGCCUUAGCUGGCCAGCUUUCCAGCCUUUCACAAGAUGACCAAACUCCAGCAUCUUCUGAUGUGACAUGCAGGGAUGAAAAGCCAUAUCUGAUACCACAGUCUGUAGCACCAAUAGUUACCACUGUAGUCUCUAGUGUGGCUCAAAGCUCAUCCAAUGCUAGUCCUGAUAGACAUCCUGUGCAUAGUCAAAGAACAUUCAGUCCAGUGCCAGGUCCCAACAGUGAGCGCAGUGCUCACAUGAGUUCACCCUGCAUGACGAACAGCCAACCUAGCACCCCUGCUCCUCCAAUUCAAGUCCAGGAUCCACAGCUUCUGCAUCACUGCCAACAUUGUGACAUGUAUUUUGCAGACAAUAUACUUUACACUAUUCACAUGGGGUGCCACGGUUAUGAGAAUCCAUUUCAGUGUAACAUAUGUGGAUGUAAAUGUAAAAACCAAUAUGAUUUUGCUUGUCAUUUUGCCAGGGGUCAACAUAAGCAAACUUAAUGUUAUUUGUAUUAAUAAAGUUAUUAAAAAUUAAUCCAAAUUAAUCUUGUUUCAUUAAAUGGUAACUUCAUUUCAAUCCUUUGUAAAACUAUAAUAAAAACUAGAUUAAUCAAUUGUUAAUUUGUUUAAAAGGAAACUGAAAAUAUUUUCCAGACUGCCAAUGACCUAAUUACUUCUCCACUGCUUGCCUAUCAUUUAUGUAUUUAAAAACAUGAACAGGCUAUUAAAUGUAUUUUAAAAUUGAAGAAAGGUGUUGAUGGGAAAGGUCAAUUAAGCAAGUAAAUAAUUUACUGCAUUUUAUUUCUCCUUAAAAUUGCUGAUGCAUGGUUUGGUGUUGUCCUAACAAGGAUCAUACAUUAGCCUUGGAAGAAUGUAUCUUAUAUUUAUUACAAUGGUAACCUGGAUUUCCAGAGUUAAAGUAAGGUGGGAUUAAUCUACUAGGAUUGCAUCCUCUGGAAUUUAUGUGGUUUAUGUCAAAUCAUCCUAGAAGAUCUUUAAGGUAUUAAGGGAAGCAGUAAGGGCAAUUUUUUUAAAUACCUAGUUGGAGUAUGUAGAACUAUAAAACAAAAUCUUUAAAUUGCAGGCAGACCUUUCAGAAAUGAAGUUAUGAAUCCAUUACAAACAAACAGUACAAAAGUUUGGAACUGUUUUUUUGCUUCAGAAGUUGACAUUAGAUGAAUUGUAAAUUUUAAAACCAAAAUCAAUUCGGAACCAAAAGUCACAGAUACUGAGGGACUGUUUUUGGAUAAAGUUAGGUAGGUGGAGUUAGGUCACAAAAUGGAAAAUAAUGAGCUUGAGUAGCUAAAUGAUCGUCUCUAGUCCUUGUACCUACUUCAAGUGACUUAAGUUCAAAUUGGCUUGUGCGGUUAUUUAUCGUUGCAACCAUGUUGGAUCCAAUCCACAUCACAUGUUUUCAAUCAUCUCUCACUUGAAUGGAAAUUUAUCUUUCUCCAAACGCACUUAAAUUUCUAGCCUAGGGUGGAGAGGCCAGUUACAGCAUUUUAUUGCUACUCUUUGGAAAUAGAAAAUUGAUUUUAAAAGGAUAUAUAUAAGGUUUUAAUAAUAUAGUUCUCUUCAGAAAUCAGUGACUUUUUUAAAAGAAUUAUUUUGAAGCAUUCUUGGCUGGAGCAUUUGAAUAAAUCUGCUGAACAUUAUAUAAAGAUCCAUGACAUUCAAUAGUUGUGCUUUAAAUAUGAAAGCAGUACAAAGUACUUAUUUCUCCCUGUAAAGUUACUUAUUUUUGCUGGUAUUGAUAAUUUGAGUUUCUACCAUAUCUUUACUGAGGGCUACUUCCUUGGUUUGCCAGUGUUAUCGCCUGGCAACCAGGUUUCAAUAGAAAAGUUGAAAUUGCAUUUCCUUAGGAAAUAUCUGAUCUUUUUCCACUGUUCCUGGUGAAGAACAGGAUCUCAUGUAAAGAAUUGAACAGAAUCUUGUAUUACCCUAUCACCUGACGUAAUGACUUCAUCCUAGGUCUGCUUGAUUUAAUUUUGUUUUC
This is a messenger RNA of Stegostoma tigrinum, 3138 nucleotides long. Its product is annotated as zinc finger protein Pegasus-like. NCBI's taxonomy places the organism in Eukaryota, Metazoa, Chordata, Chondrichthyes, Orectolobiformes, Stegostomatidae. The transcript is spliced from 4 exons. Bases 330 to 1643 code for a protein of 437 amino acids. The record is from RefSeq and is a predicted model, not a curated record. Gene Ontology annotation, molecular function: RNA polymerase II cis-regulatory region sequence-specific DNA binding; DNA-binding transcription factor activity. Gene Ontology annotation, biological process: regulation of transcription by RNA polymerase II.